Messenger RNA from Anoplophora glabripennis (Asian longhorned beetle), 8105 nucleotides. RefSeq lists its product as uncharacterized. Gene Ontology annotation, molecular function: protein binding. NCBI's taxonomy places the organism in Eukaryota, Metazoa, Arthropoda, Insecta, Coleoptera, Cerambycidae. The record is from RefSeq and is a predicted model, not a curated record. The coding region runs from base 1 to 7992 and encodes 2663 amino acids. Gene Ontology annotation, cellular component: cytoplasm. The transcript has 2 exons.
AUGGGGGAUAAAUAUAAGAAAAGUAAAGGCAACGCCGGCCUCGAAGGGAUACAAUUUCAGUUGGAUCUGCUGACCGUGUCUUUACUGAACGCCUUCCACAGCCGCAAGGACUGGAAAAUCUCUUCGGAGAACCAAGACGCGGGAAAAUACGACGAUCUCGUAUUCGAACUACCCGACAGAAACGUCUUGUUGCAGGCCAAAUUCAAGCAGAACAAGAAGGUGAACAGGGACCAACUCUUCUCGUGCAACUCCAAAAACGCCGACUUUAGCCUGCCUAAAUACUUUUUGUCGUAUCUUGAGAUCGCUCCUAAAUUCAGAGAGAAGACCGUUAUUAUCUGCACCAACACGGAAAUCGAUGCGAAAGGCUUAGAGAGUGCUUUAACUUGCCAUCGUGUCGGUCCCGACAGCAUGCUGCACUACCAGGGGGCCGCUUGUACAUUUUUUACCUUCAAUAACAACGUUUUACCCGAUUUGAAAGCAAGCGCGAAAAUUUACCUCAAGAAGAAUUUGCAAGGCAAAGGCAUUGACAAAGCGUUAAUAACGGAGGAAAGCAUUUCGGAUUUCCUGGAAAAUCUACAAAUCUUCCCCAAUUUUCCCAGCGGGGACGAACUGCACAGAAUCAUCGAACGGUUAUUGUCUCGUUUGGACAAAUCAAGUUUAUGGAGCGAAACGUCGUAUCACGAAAUCUACAGGAAGGUAGAGGAUUGGUUCAAGCAACCGAAGGGAGAGUAUCUGACGGAAAUUCGCGCUAAAGAAAUGCUUUGCGAGAUAAAGAGCGACAAGUACUGCGAAUCGUUGAAGAACUACAAAGUAUCGUUUAAGCGUAACGAUCUCGGCUUCACGGAUACGAGAAGGUUAAUUCACGUGACGACCGAAGGCGGUUAUUUAUUGCAAACGUUAAAAAUUUUCCGUGCCCUGGAAGACAACAAAAGCAGAAAACUCUAUGUGAAUCCCAAUGACGGUCCCGAAGUGCAAAAGGAGGUGAUAGAAGCCUUCAACCUCCACCGUUUCACCUUUUUGGUAAUGCCUUGCACCGGAAUCAUGGACGAAGCUUCUACAAAGGAAAUAAGCGGUAAACUAAGCGAAAUAUUGGAGAAAAACAAGUACAAGAAAGUUAUUUUAGUUGCCGAGAAUAACAACACACUAAUUCAGCACAUUGGAUUGCCCGAUAUUUCUCAAGUCGACGGGUCUGUAACGUUCGAGGACCUCUCCAAGGAUUCGCAAGAGAGACUGCUUAAAAACGAAAAUAUAACGUUUCAAGGCGAGAAGAUCAGCCUAGAAGAACUACUCGUAACGCGUACGACCGAAGAUUAUACGAAAUCCCUAGACUGUACGAUGUUGGACAUGCUGGUUAGAAGGGAGGAAGUUAAAGUGGGGGUGCGGCCUUUGGAUUUGGACGAGGAAACGGCUCGGUGCUACGUCCAUCGCACUUUCGAAAGGGAAAUCAAUAAAACGGAGGCCGAGAUAAAGAGUCGUAGGAUGAAAGAAACUUUUCCGGAGGAGCGCAUUUUUUUCGAGGACGAAAAGCUGAUGCUCAUCUCGGACAUCGCGGGCAUGGGCAAAACCACGAUCCUCACUAAAGUGGCCGUCGCCAUAAAAGACGAGAACCCCCACUUGUGGGUGAUCAGGAUCAACCUCAACGCUUACACGAAGAUCCUAAACGAUUCGUUGAGGAAGUACAGGAAGACGAUACGCGUAACGGAGCUGUUGAACUCCAAAGAGCACACCAAGCUGUCGAAUCGUUUCGAGAAACUGGUUUUUUCGAUGAACGGGAAGGUCGUUCUACUGCUGGACGGAGUGGAUGAGAUCAGUCCGGACUACACGGGGUUGAUAUUCGGGCUGCUCGCUCACUGCCAAGAAGCCCCUAACUUUGCUAAAAUAUUCGUAACCACGAGACCGCACAUAACGGAGCGUUUGAAGGGGAUUUUACGGGUGAGACCGCUUACAAUGCUGCCGUUUACCAGGUCGAACCAAGUCGACUUCCUCACGAAAUACUGGACAUACAACUUCCAGCUGAACGAUGCCGACAAAGAUAAAUGCGAACGGUACGCGGAAGCGCUGAUAGAUAAGAUGUCUCUGUGGAUAAAAUCGUACGGGUACUGGGAAAACCAAUUCACGGCGUUGCCCUUGCAGGUCAGGAUGCUAGCGGAGAUAUUCCAGGAGAAUAUUUGGCGGAACGAGUCGGAGGAUUGGAAGGGGUGCAAAGAGCACUUGACCGGGGACGAUCCCGAACCGAAACUGCCCGAAAAGUUCAACAUCGCCAGACUGUACGACAUGUUCAUCGAGAAGAAGCGAGAGGUGUUCAUCGUCAAAGGGAAUCCGAGCGGGAACACGGCGGCGAACCUAGCGCUGGUCGACCAGUUCGACGAAAGCCUUUGCUACCACCGCAACCUCGCCUUGGAAAUCGUCCUGAGGGAAUCCGAACUCGAUUUGUUCGCGAAUUGCUGCAAGAGCGACAAAAACAUGAAGGAGUACGCCCUGAAGAUAGGGAUCGUGCAAAAAUCCAGCGACGAGUUCCAAUUCGUGCACAGAACGUUUGCAGAAUACUUCGUCGCCGAUUGUAUACUGAGAGAGCUGCAAAGUCGAAGCCCCAACCUCGCGUUUCAGAGAUUCCUGAUCGACGAAAUAUUACGGAGGAGCAAAUUCGCUGUCGUACGGGUUUUCCUCGACAGAUUCCUACAAAGAGUCGUAGACUUCUUUCCGGCUAAUAUCUUCAAAUGCUACAAAUCGUUCGCGUAUAAAACCGACUCUAACCUCCUGUUGAAACUCGCCGGAGAGGGAUGCGUAGCGACGCUCCGCCUCGUCCUGAAAAGCGUAGACUUCAAAAUCAUCACAGGAAAAGACAUAAACGUGGGAGAUUGGCGCGUUAAAGUAAAACUCAAGAAGAGCAACGCCCUAAACGACUUGCAGGUCCUUACGCGAAAGGCCGGCGUCAACGUUAAAGACGAGAACGGGGACACGCCGCUCCACCACGCUGUAAAACGGGGCCACUGGGAGAUGACCAAGUACCUAAUCGAGCAAGGCGCCGACGUCAACAUCAGAAACCACGACCGGAGCACCGCGCUGCACUUCGCCGCUUCUUUAGGCCACCUGGAGAUCGUCAAGUACCUCGUCGGGCUCGGCGUGGACGUCGGCAUCAGGGACAACUAUGGUCGCACCGCGCUACACCUGGCCGCGCAGAGAAGCGAGUUGGACGUUAUAAAAUACUUCGUGAAAGACGACACCGAUCUCAGCAUUAAGGAUCGCAGGGAGAGCACGGCGUUGCACUUUGCCACUGGGUGGAAGUACAGAACUAUGUUUUACCUUCAAGAGGUGAACAUAACCGUCGACUCCGUAAAUGCCGACGUCCAACGGAACGAGUUGAACACGGAGAAAUACCUGGCGGAAAGCGGCGUGGAGGUCGUCAAAGACGACAAGGGCUCCACGGCGCUGCACCUAGCCUCGGAGUGGGGCAAGCUGAACAUCGCGAAGUACCUGGUGGAGCGCGGCGUCGACGUCAACGACAGGACCAGCGACGGACGUACGGCCUUGCAUUUUGCCGCUCUGUGGAACAAACUGGACAUCGUCGAAGACCUCGUGGAGAAGGGUGCCAACGUGAACCUUAUAGACAGCGAGGAGCACACUCCCCUGCAUUUCGCCGUCAAGGGGGGUAAAUUAGACGCCGUCAAGUACCUGGCGGAGCACGGGGGAGACGUUAACGCUAGAGAUGUCGACGAUCGCACGCCGUUUCACUUUGCCGCCGAGGAGGGUAAGCUGGACAUCGUCGGGUACCUCGUGGAAUGCGGCGUGAACGUCAACGACAGGGACCGUCGGGGAAGGACGGCGCUGCACUUUGCCAUUGAGUUUUCUUGUAAGAAACGUCACUUGGAUGUUGUGGAGUAUCUCGUGGGAUGUGGCGUGGAUGUUAACUUUAAAGACAGCUCGGGCAGUACGGCGCUUCACCACGCCGCACGGUGGGGCAAGUUGGGUGCCGUCAGGCGUUUGGUGGGCGCCGGUGUCGACGUGAACGCUACGGAUGGUCGUAGCCGUACUGCGUUGCAUUUUGCUAUUCAGGAGAAUAAAAUUAAUACCGUAAACUACCUCGUAGAGUGCGGUGCGGAUGUCGACGUUAUCAGAGAUGCCAGUGGCGUCAGGUAUCUCCAGCAGAUCGGUGUGGAUGUUGGUUCUGCAAGUAGCGAAUCUGCGAUGAAGAUGGAACAGAAUUACAAGAAGAGUAAAGGGGAUGCCGGCUUGGGAGGAGUGCAGUUUCAGUUGGACCUUGUGAUUGUGUUUUUAUUGAACGCCUAUCACAACCAUAAAGACUGGAAAAUCUCUUCGGAAAACCCGGCCGCGGGAAAAUACGACGACCUCGUAUUGGAACUGCCUGGCCGAAGCGUUCUGCUGCAGGCCAAAUCCAAACACACCAAGAAAGUCACCAGGGACCAACUAUUUUCGAGCAACUCCAAAAACGUCGACUUUAGUCUUCCCAAAUACUUUUUGUCGUAUAUCGAGAUUGCCGAAAAAUUUGGAUCAAAGACAGUUAUUAUCUGCACUAACGCAGAAAUCAAUCCGAAGGGCUUGGAGACAGUUUUAGCUCCCCAUGAGGUUGAUUGUAACAGCAUGUUGUAUUACAAAGGGGCUAAGUAUCAUACAAUUAAUAUUAAUGAAAAUGUCCUGUCCGAAUUGGGGGGUAGUGCUGUGGCUUACCUUGGCAAAAAUUUGCAAGGAAAGGGCAUUGAUGAAACGGUUAUAUCGAAAGAAAAUAUGGAGGAGUUUCUGGGGAAUUUACAAAUUUUCUCCGGUUAUCCAAACGGAAAAGCAUUGGAGAAAAUCAUCGACCAGUUACUGUCCCGCUUGAAUCAGUCCAAACUGUGGUGUGGGAUAACCUACCACGAAAUCUAUAGGAAAGUAGAAGAUUGGUUCCAGCAACUAACUGGUGAACAUUUGACUGAAUUUAGAGUUAAAGCGAUGCUGUGCGAAAUAAAAAGCGAGAAGUAUUGUGAAUCGUUAAAAAACUACAACGUGGAUUUUGAACGCAACCAGAUGGAGUUCACGGGUUCGAGUAGAAUAUUUCACGUCAAGUCUGACGGAGGGUGUUUGUUACCGACGUUGAAAAUAUUCAAUGCCCUACAGAACGAUAAAUGUAGAAAACUGUAUGUGAAUCCCGCUGAGUCUAUCGAAGUGCAGAAGCAGGCAGUGGAAGCCUUUAAUCUACGCCGCUAUACCUACUUCAUAAUGGUUUGGGACAAAAUUGAAAACGAAAUCGUAAGAAGAGAAAUAAUUGGGCAAUUGAAGGAAAUAUUAGAAAGAGAACCGUUCAAGAAGGUUAUAUUGGUUGCUCAGAGCAACAGCGAACUGACAGACAUUUCCCAAGUCGAAGUAUCCGAAAAGUUCGCAGACCUCUCCAAGGAUUCUCAGGACAGGUUGCUGAAGAACAGAAUCGUAAUGUUUCAGGGUAAAACUAUCAGUCUAGAAGAGCUACUAGCGCCGCAUACGAUCGAGGAUUACGCGGAAUCUUUCGACCGUGCAAUGUUGGAGAAAUUAAUCGAAGGGGAGGAAAUCAAAGUGGGGUUACGACCUUUAGAUUUGAACGAGGACACUGCUGGGCACUACGUACGUCGCAGGUUCGAGAGAGACGUCGACGGGACGCAGAAGGAACGCGAAACUUUCUCGGAGGAAAGCGUUUUCGAUGUAGAAGGAAAAAUGAUAGUAAUAUCGGAUAGCGCCGGGAUGGGCAAGAGCACCGUCCUCACCAACAUGGCGGCUUGUAUAAAAGAAAAGUAUCCCCACUUUUGGGUUAUUAGGAUCAACCUCAACGACUAUGCGAGCGUUUUAAGGGACUCACUGGAAAGGGGCACAGACACGAUCAGUCGCGUAGAACUGUUGGAUUCUCGGGAAGCCACUAAACUGUCGAAUUGUUUCGAAAGGUUCGUUUUUUCGAUGAACGAAAAAGUAGUUCUAAUGUUGGACGGGGUUGAUGAAAUCAGCCCCAAUUACAUCGGCAUGAUAAUCCGUUUACUAUAUUGGUGCCAGGAAGAUUCCAACUUUAAAAAAAUCUUCGUGACCACGAGGCCCCACAUGACUGGAGAAUUGAAAGCAGUUUUGAAAGUUGACAGUCUUUUUACUAUGCUCCCUUUGACGAGAUCAAACCAGGUAGACCUCCUUACAAGGUGUUGGUCAAGCAAUUUGCAGUUGGACGCCACGAAACAAGAUAGAAUUAAGCGGUACGCGAACAAACUAAUAGACAAAAUGACUUUGUGGAUGCAUCACUACCAGGGUCUCUCAAGAAACCCCUUCGCCGCGAUUCCCCUGCAAGUGAGGAUGAUGGCGGCGAUCUUUCAAGAAAAUCUAAUGUGGAUGGGAUCGACGGAUUGGGAAGGGUGUAAGGAGUACUUGAGCGGAGACGGAGCAGAACCAAAGUUUCCCAAAAAAAUGAAUAUCGCAAGAUUAUAUGAAAUUUUUAUAAAAAUAAAACUCGACGUCUUCCUGCACAAGGAGAAUCCUAGCAGAAGCACAAUAACAAACCAAGCGCUCAUCAACCAAUUUAAGGAGUCUCUUGUUUGCCACGGCAGACUUGCCGUACAGAUAAUCUUCAAUGAUACAAAUGUAGACUCGCACACAAGUUGCUGCGUAGGCGACGAAGACAUGGAAGAAUUCAUAUUAGAUAUAGGAAUCGUGCAAAGAUCGUCCGACGGAUUCCAGUUCGUGCACAGGACAUUCGCUGAAUACUUUGCCGCCGCAAGCAUAUUACGAGAGUUGCGACUUAACAAUCCGAAAGUCGAGUUUCAGAGGUUCUUCAUCGACGUGGUGUUACAAAGUACUAAACUCGAAGUUGUCCGCGCUUUCUUGGACAAUUUACUGCGGGAAACUGUAGACGAUUUACCUUCUGGUAUUUUUAAAAGUUAUUACGCCUCCACGCAUCAUACCGGUUCAUAUCUCAUUUUCCAACUUUCGACGGAAGGAUGCGUGUCGAUUUUGAAGCUCAUCCUAAAAGCCAUAGAUUUCAGAAUUAUUAGAGGUAAAACGGUUAGCACGAAAUACCUUAAAAGGGAGGAGAAAACUAACACGCUGAAAAGUUUACAAAUCCUCGUGCGACAGGCCGGAAUAAACAUUAGAAACGAAUGCGGAGAUACACCACUGCACAGCGCUUGCAGCACUGGCCAGUUGGAGAUGAUGGAGUUCUUAAUAGAGCAAGGCUCGGACGUCAACGUUAGAGACGUUCUAGGUGACACGCCUCUGCACACGGCUAUUAUUUGUAGUAACUUAGACACGGUAAAGUGUCUCGUGGAACACGUCGCACUCGUCAACUCCAGAGGUAACACUCCCAGCCCGGUAGUGAUGUGUUUGGAUGACGAUGACGAAGACGAAAGUGCGAACUCUGACGUUAACGUUGCGGGAAAGAACGUAGAUUUUAGCGUUAGGAACAAUAAAGGCCACACGGCACUCUAUACUGCCGUUAAACUAGGUUUUCUGGACAUCGUUAAAUAUCUAACGGAGCAGGGUGCGGACGUUAAGACUACCGACCACAGAGGUCGCACGCCGUUGCAUGCGGCCGCCGAUGUGCAUGAUCCGGACGCUAUGGGACACCUUGUGACGCACGGAGCAAAUGUCAACGCUAAAGACAAUCGAGGUCGCACGCCCUUGCACGUAGCUGUUAGUAGGUGCCAGUUGGACUCUGUGAUGUGCCUCGUAGCAAACGAUGCGGAGGUUAACGUGGGAGACGAAAGAGGUCGCACGCCCUUACACAUAGCGGCCAACAGAUGUAAAUUACGCGCUGUCGAAUAUCUCGCGACGCACGGAGCAAGUGUUAAGGUUGAAGGCGAUAAAGAUUUCACGACGCCUCAUUUGGCUGCUGGUGGGUGUAAAUUGGACAUUGUCGAAUAUCUCAUAGCAAGUGGUGCGGAUUGUAACAUUACGGACAAUGAUGGUCGUACGGCGUUGGAUUUAGCUGCUUCGGCUGGUGGAUCGGACAAUAUCGAGAAACCUGGGGAACUUGACGCUGGACAAGAAUGAAGGUUUCUGGUGAUAUUUAAAUAAACACGUAUCUUCAGAGAAACGAUUAGAGGCAUAAUUAGUUGAUUUUAUUCUUAGAACUCAAUAAUAUGCUGUACCAGUUGGUUGAGAAA